Messenger RNA from Sclerotinia sclerotiorum 1980 UF-70, 462 nucleotides. RefSeq lists its product with no specific name. The transcript has 2 exons. The record is from RefSeq and is a predicted model, not a curated record. Bases 1 to 462 code for a protein of 153 amino acids. Lineage: Eukaryota; Fungi; Ascomycota; Leotiomycetes; Helotiales; Sclerotiniaceae.
AUGCUUGCCUCAUUCAUCACUGGCCUCUUGGCCCUCACAACUCUCUCCAUAUCAUCCCCCGUUCCAGUCGCUAAGCGCGACACUGGAGAACUCUACAUCCUCGCCAACUGCUACAACAACGUUACAUCUGUUUCCUACGCAUCCGCCUUCUGGUAUUACCCAGAUUUCCUCCCAGACUUCCCAGAACCGCAAGCUGUUGCUGUUAUCAGCGCCAAAAAAGCUGUUACCUUCGAAGGACUCUCAGUUGCCACUAAAACACCAUUCAGAUUGACAACCACUAUCCCGAAGAAUGCAAAAUCAGCAGCCUAUCAAGAGAUUGUUGCAUCAGCUACAAUUAGCAGUUUUGCCGGCCCAGCUGCAGCAGUGAAAGGAACUGGAUUGGCUUUCUAUAGCCCUUCAACAGAUGUUAACUGCUACAAUGAAUAUUAUGUCAGAGAUAACCAAACUGAAGAAGACCCAUGA